Arctia plantaginis is the source of this 594-nucleotide messenger RNA. The record is from the annotation of a GenBank genome assembly. Lineage: Eukaryota; Metazoa; Arthropoda; Insecta; Lepidoptera; Erebidae.
AUGCGUUGUGCAGUGCUGCUAUUGGUAGUAGUUAUAGCUCUGACGAGCGGCAGCAGAACAGUUCGAGGAGAAUGCUGUCAUCCAACGUACAUACAAUGGUCCGCAGACAGCUGUUGGCCGUUCGAACAUCAGUCCCACGUGGCUGACAACAUUGAGAAAGAUCUCGUUGCCAGCAUGAUGUUGCCGACGCGCUGUGAAACGAGGGUGUGUAACGAUGGACGCGUUCACCCAGGCGCGUACUGUGGCAGAGGAAGAUGUAACCUGCUCGGCUGCGAUUGUAAAGGUGGAUGCAUUCCUGGUGAUCCGGUGCUCAAUUUUAGACGAUUGAACGAUAUACCAGACGCCGCCGCUGGAUCACGGUCGGAUCUUGCCACAAAUGGACGUUCCAAACGUUCGAAAGUCUUCAAGGACAGCCGAGCCGCUUCUAAGAUUGUGCACGCGGCUUACGAUGGCUAUAAAGAGGGUAAGCUUAGUGGCGAUCAAAGUCGUCGCGAUGCUGAACGUGCGCGCAACAAUGCCAUGACAACAGCAAAGCCGACCACACCGAGCUACGUCCAGCGCGCGCACGACAAAUACAAGCCCAAAUGGACAUAG